This is a messenger RNA of Lachancea meyersii CBS 8951, 921 nucleotides long. The record is from the annotation of a GenBank genome assembly. Lineage: Eukaryota; Fungi; Ascomycota; Saccharomycetes; Saccharomycetales; Saccharomycetaceae.
AUGAAGCUCGCUACAAUCGCUUCCAUCGCCGCUGCUGCGUCCUGUGCCUCCGCCAUUGGCGAACUGGGCUUCAACAUCGGAGUCAAGAAUAACGACGGUACUUGCAAAAGCACCCAGGACUACGAAAGCGACUUCAACGUCUUGAAAAGCUACACCAACACCGUCAAGGUGUACGCUGCGUCCGACUGCAACACAUUGCAAAACGUUGGUCCUGCGGCCGAAAAGGCUGGUUUUGGCGUCUUCGUGGGUGUAUGGCCCAACGAUGACGCCCAUUACGCGGCCGAGAAAGAAGCUCUGCAGAACUACUUGCCCUGGAUCAAGUCUUCCACCGUACGUGGUAUCUUGGUCGGAUCUGAGGCCCUAUACCGUGGCGACCUAACUGCUUCCGAACUUUCCGACAAAAUCAAUGAUAUCCGUGAUUUCAUCGCCGACAUCAAGGACUCGGAGGGCAACUCCUACUCUGGCAAGGCCGUCGGUACCGUCGACUCCUGGAACGUCCUAGUCGAUGGCGCCAACGCCGAAGUCAUCAAGUCCUCCGAUUUGAUGAUGGCAAACGCCUUUUCAUACUGGCAAGGCCAGACCAUGCAGAACGCCUCUUACUCGUUCUUCGACGACAUCAUGCAGGCCAUGCAAACCAUUCAGACCACCAAAGGUGCUGACAUUCCUUUCUGGGUUGGCGAAACCGGCUGGCCAACGGACGGUACCAACUUCGAAAGCUCUUACCCAGGUGUUGAAAAUGCUCAGCAAUUCUGGAAAGAAGGUAUUUGCGCCAUGAGAGCUUGGGGUGUUGACGUUCUUGUAUUCGAAGCCUUUGACGAGGACUGGAAGCCUAACACCUCCGGCACUUCCGAUGUUGAAAAGCACUGGGGUGUAUGGUCUUCUGGUGACAGUUUGAAGUACUCUUUGGACUGUGACUUCUAA